AUGAACCUGCGGUCUGUGUUCACACUGGAGCAGCAACGAGUCCUGGAUAGCUACUAUGACAACGGGAUGACCAAUCAGAGCAAGAGCUGCUUCCAGCUGAUCCUUCGGUGUGCUCAGGAGACCAAGCUGGACUUCAGUGUGGUGCGGACCUGGGUGGGCAACAAGAGGCGGAAGCAGACCUCCAGGGCCGACCAGAACACAGGCGUGUCCCACUCCUUUUCCUUCUCCAAUCACGGCCUUUCUCUGGGAGCUCUGUCCAAUCACAGCCUGGCUGGGGGAGCUCUGUCCAACCACAUGCUAACGGGCGGGGCUCUAGUGGCGGGCGCAAUGCUGACAGGGGCGAUGGCGGCAGCUCAGAAUAUCCAGAGAGGCCCCUCCCACCUUCUCCCUCCAUCCUCCUCUUCCUCCUCUUCUUCCUACUCUCCUCUCAGCUCUGUCAACAACAACAACGAUGUCAUCCUGACAGGGAUUUACUCUCUAGGCUCCACUUCUCGUUCCCGGCCCACUGUUAAGCCCCUCUCCUGUCACUCUGACCCUGAGCUCCCUGCACACGUCCAUCAAACUCUGCUCAACCAAUCACAGCACAGGAGGAAUAGUUCUGCCUCCUCCCCCCUCCAGCUCCACUCUAGAUCGGGUACCAUGUCACUUCCUCGCUGUAAACCCCUCUCCCUCUCCUCUUCCCCCUCCUUCUCCUCACCCCCCGGCCGCCCCAUCCACAGCCUGUCCAAGAGGUGUGGUUUCACCACUGGUGGGGCAGGGGGGGCAGUAGGAAGGGCUGGGUCAGGAGGGGCGGUACCUCGGAGCUGGGCUAGACAGUAUGAUUCUCUCCAGUCUGGCCCCUGGCCCUCCCAGCUCCAGCCCAGGCCUCACUCCAACCCCCAGACUCCCCAACCUCACCCCCCCAGGCCCCAUCUCUCCAACCCUCCCCCUUCAGACAACUCCCCCCGCAUUCAUCAGGUCUUCAGCCUAUUAGAGAGGGGGGAGGGGGAGGGACUAGGACAAGGACAGCUUUCUGAUAGCAGCAGGCAAGAGAGACACAGACAGUCUACCUGCCCCUUGGACGCUAGUGGCUGCCUCUCUAUCGCCAUGGAGACGGGUGAUGAAGAGGAUGAGUGGCAGAGGGAGGAAGAGUUAUCCAACAUGGCUGCCAUGGCCCACUUGGACCUCCAGAGAGGCCAGGGGGGGAGGGACAGCCCCAGCAGCGAACAGGGAUCUGGGGGUAGAGACCCCACAUCCCCCUCCCUGGUCCUCAGCAGCUCCAGGCCUGGUCCCUACCCUCGGGACAGCUACCCAGUUACUACAACACUACAGACCUCCCCUAGUAUACAGGUAGGGUUACUACUACUACUACUACUACUACUACUACUACUACUACUACUACUACUACUACUACUACCCA
This is a messenger RNA of Salvelinus sp. IW2-2015, 1399 nucleotides long. Its product is annotated as highly divergent homeobox-like. The record is from RefSeq and is a predicted model, not a curated record. NCBI's taxonomy places the organism in Eukaryota, Metazoa, Chordata, Actinopteri, Salmoniformes, Salmonidae.